AAACACGUAAUUAACGCCUAGUGAGUAGCGCUAGUUUUCUGACUGAGUAAAAUUAAAAGAUAAAUUCGAUGGUGCGUUACUACAGAUAAAGAGAUUUGGCCAGUGCUGGUGCGCCUGCGGUGCUAACAUAAAUUUCCCCUCGCGUGUAUGCAGCCAGCGUGUCAGUGCGCCCCAUGCGCUCGCACAGUUGAGUCGAACACGCUGUUCCCAAUCCGUGUCAUUAUUUUCACAUGUGCGUCCGUUGGCGAUUCGUGGCACAACCUAGAAACGUUGGCUUCCAGUGCUGCACAUUUAAAUUGGUUAAACUCAAUUGUGCCUGGUGAGCGUGUUCAAGAAAAUGACAUUCAUAACUCGCAAGUCAGGAGUUCACUUGAAGAGACCAGCAAAUUCGCUUCUUGGUGGAUAGCAGCUCCACUUGCAAAAAUGGUUGGCUGCCGAGCUGGGAACUCCUGCCUUUUGGUGCUCUGCCUGUUAACCUCACACAGAUCGUUUGUGGUUGCAAUACCUGAGAGGAGAGAUGAGCUUCUGCGAAGAGAGUACCCGCUUGAAGAGUUCCUAUGGACGGGGUCGGGCGAUGGCCCCGACCACGACGAAGGUCAAAUAUCGUGGGUCACCACCACUGUGUUCAAAACCACCACCAGGUUGGUUGCCACCCCGGUGUCGGCUUCGUUUACCAUAGUCACUGCCACCAACUGUCCUGGAGAAACGGCACCUUGUGUCACCCCCUCUUGGCAAGUGGAGUCUUCCGCUCUGCUGGAGCCUUCCUUCACGGAGUCUCACUUUGAAACGAGCAUGGUGCCUCCCUCGAUUUGGGCUACUCCAGCUAUUUCAAUCGUAGCCACAGCAACUGCCACUUUGUUACCAACGGAUCGACCUCCUGUCUGGCCUGCAGAUUUUGGUACUCCAGACAAGAAAUUUUGGAUCGUGACCGUGGUGGAGGAGGACGAAGUUGUGUCUCCACAAAAGACACCGUUUGAAUCGGGCCUGUCUCGAUUAUACGCGACGGCGUUCAAGAGGCAGCAGGAAAAGCACCUGGGCAUUUUGAACGCCACUUCAGCCCAAAGACUUGAACUACAACGAAAACGGCGUUCGCCCGAGGUUCUGGUGCGGCUUUUAAACGUCACCAAGGAGAACCCAAAGCGAAUCCAACUAGUGUACCUUGUGCAAGUGAAAGGCCAGCCUGUCCUCGCGAGGGCGGCCGUCCACGAUAUGAAGCUGGUCAGCGACGCCGAGGUGGCCAGGGAGCUCGGCAUGAACGUGCUCACGAAAGCUGAACCAUAUCUUAAGGAGAGGGAGGAAGCGAUCUCUCAGGAAAAUCCGGCCGUGACAGCAAGCCCGUGGGUGUUGGCCGCCGUGUCUAUCAGCAUGGUUAGUCUCGUCGGUCUCGUGGCCGUCCUCCUAUACCUGGCGGCCUCUAAGCAGAAGCGGACGAAUCGCCUGGUCGACGGAGCCACUAACAUGUCUUUCGAGCCGGAGGUGCAGAGCUGUGGCUCCGGGGCCAAAAUGUCUGAGAACUGGAGCGUUGAGGCGCUCGAGGGCGGCCACCGUCAGGAAGACAGGAAUAAUCAGUCUGACUCGAGCGUGGCAGCCGCGGUGGCUCGAGGGGUGAGGAAGAAUAAGGCGCCAAGCCCAUCCAGCUCCUAUUUGUCCAUGCCGUCGGUGCGGAAAUUCCCGAGAGGGGAAAUCAGUCCUCAGCCAAUGCCACAGUUAUUGCAGCAAGAUGAUCCCAGGAAAGAUCACCUUAGCAUGAAGAAUCUGGACGUUUACCCCGACGAGUCAGCUUUUGCGCCGCCUGGCGCCUCGCCAAUGUCGGUGGUUCGUCACGGCAGCUUCGACGGAGACCCAGGCGUCAUCGGGCCCUGCGUCUAUCAGAUGGCCCGAGGUGCGGCUUCGUCACGGCGGCGUUUCCAAGAACUCGUGGACGACACCUUCAGCCUCUUUGGCGAGCAGCGUGUCUACCCUGACGAAGAUAGAUCGCGGUCCCCGACGCCUCCUCCUCGGCCGCCAUCGCCAAAGGUGGACAGCAGAGUUCACUCAGCUGCGUAUUUGCGCGUCUCCACCCCAGCCGACUCGCCGCCGGCGCCGCGGCCCCGCACCACAGAGCCGCGUAGACCGUCCCUGAUGCAGCAGCCCCGGCGGAGACCGCUGCUACCGGCCUCGCGGGCCAGCUCGGCGGGGCCCAGGGGCGCCUGGGAGACCCCCUCGGAGCCCGUGUCUAGUGGCGUCCGGCCCCUCAGCGCGGGCCCUUUCCACCGGCCGCUGAAGGAGGCCGCGGGACGGCCGCCGCUGCACCCGCCCACCGUGCGCGCCGACUACAUCCUGGCCGACUCGCAGCUCGGCCGCGACGACCCGGCUGUGCCCCUGAUCAGCGCCAUCAAGAGCGAGCUGAAGAAGUUCCACUCAUGCUCGUCCUGCUCCAUCCCAGGCUCCAUCUCGCCGGUGCCACAAGCCAGGCAGGACGACGGCGGUGACACCAGGUCGCCGGCACAGCUGUCUUUGGACGAUAAGGAUGACGUGCGAGAGGAGAUGCUGGGAACUUUGUAAUUUAUUUGGUGAAGCAAAAUCAUUCCAUGAUUCGCCAAUUAGGAAAAUUCAGAGCAGCCCACAAAUUGAGCCCUGUUCGUAUAAAAUUUCUGGUACUUCCUCUUCGAUUGAAGAUUCAAUAUUGCUUGCGCAAUUUUGGCGUGGAAAGUUUUCAAAAAAAUGUUUGUACCCAGGGCUAGAAUAUUGCGACGCGCAGAUUUUGCGCCGGCUGGGGAUUGAAACGCAGGCAAAUGAAAAUGUAGUUGAAAAGCGUGGUUUCAAAAAAAUUGGUAUAAUUUGCAUUCCACAAGCCGAUCGUAUCAGUAAAAUACACUUUGCGACACUCGCACGAAAAAAGAACUAUAUAGAAAAUUUCAUUUUCCACAGAUUAUAAUGUGUAUUGAAAAGGAAAUACGGUUCAACCCAAUUGUGGUAGAAAACCAAAGAUAACUUUUGAUUAAGAACACAAUUAGAAAAAAUAUUUUUACCGCGAUUGGCUGAGACAAAUUGAUCUCCAGCACAUCAAAUAAUUAUUUGUUUCACCACGUUAUACGCUGAGAAUGCACUGAAGCAGGGUUGUGUAUGAAAUCACAGUGGAAGUACCACUAGAAUUUGUAAAUAAUCAUCUUUUGGCUGCUCCAAACACUAAGGACUUUAAUAAUAAGGGAAUGUGAAAAUAAAAAAAAUUUGAUUACGUAGGAUAUUACCGCUUCUUCAGCUCUUUUCUUAGUUGUUUAAUUUUAAAUUCGCACUUCUUGGAAUUUAAUAUUUAAUUAAAUUAAUUGGUAUUUAAGGAAAAUUAUUUUGUUGCUUUCAGUUUCUAUAUAACAUAAUCCAUUCAUCACUAAAUGAAAGCGCUCUAUGAAUAUUUCAUCAUUCUAGAGCAAGAACAAACUUGAAAAACCAUAUUUUGCAGGAACUUAAUUAGCUAUAACAUGGUAUUAGUUUGAAUUAAACAUUGCUAGGUUUAAGAUAAUCCAAUUUGUAUGUACAUUUUAGUAAAACUAGUUACACAGUUUUAGCUCAGCAAGUGUAAUUUGUCUGGCACAUUUUUUAAUAUGUAUUAACACCCAUGAGUUACAAUUGAAAUAUGUGCUCUUAAUAUGAACGGAUAUAUAUUACCUAUUUAAUGGAUUUGAUUGCCAAAUUUUCUUCAAGCUGACACUGGAAUCAAAAUUUUUGUAAACGUUUACGCCUGUAAAGCAAAACCCUUAUAACUCAGGUUAUUAAACUGUGUCAAAUUUGCCAGACAACUUGUGUUAAUAA
Messenger RNA from Cloeon dipterum, 3789 nucleotides. RefSeq lists its product as uncharacterized. Bases 148 to 2544 code for a protein of 798 amino acids. The record is from RefSeq and is a predicted model, not a curated record. NCBI's taxonomy places the organism in Eukaryota, Metazoa, Arthropoda, Insecta, Ephemeroptera, Baetidae. The transcript is spliced from 7 exons.